UCAUAUAAAAGCACAGAAUGUUGGGGGUAGGUUUUGGGACUUCUGCUAUCUUUGCAUCUGAUAACCCCACCUCUGUUUUAUCUUAUGUAUACAAUGGUCUCGCUGUGUGUAAGCCUUACCUGGUCUCAUCGCUGGAGCAGAGACAGGCACCUUGGAAUGUGAAGACACAAGAGCCAGGAACCAUGUGUCCAGAAAAUCUGUGCAACUGUAAUGACUCCACAAAAGCCUUUGAUCAUCAUGCAGAAUGUACCAUCCAUCAGUGUGCGCACAGUGGAGAGGAGCCAUUGAGACAUGAAGAACAUGGCAAAGCUUUCGUUGAUGAUUCAGCUUCUGAUCGGCAUUUGCCCUACAAAUGUAAAGACUGUGGCAAAGCCUUUAAAUACCGCUCCAUCCUCUCCCAACACCGCGUCAUUCAUACUGCUGCAAGGCCCUACCAAUGUCAGGAAUGUGGCAAAGCCUUCAAAAGAAGUAGGAACCUCACACAACACCAGAUGACUCAUAAGAGGGAGAAACCAUACAAAUGUGAAGACUGUGGCAAAGCCUUCACUACACAUUCGGUACUUACUCAACACCAAAUCAGUCACACUGGAGAGAAACCCUACAAAUGUAAAGACUGUGGCAGAUCCUUUAAAUAUAAUUCAACCCUCACUCAGCAUGAAGUCAUUCAUACUGAAGCAAAGCCCUACAGAUGUCAGGAAUGUGGCAAAGCCUUCAAGAGAAGGCACACCCUUAGUCAACAUCAGAUAAUUCAUAAAGGAGAGAAACCGCACAAGUGUAAGGAAUGUGGCAAGACCUUUAGUAAACAUUCAUCUCUUACCCAACACCAGGUCAUUCACACUGGCGAGAAACCCUAUAAAUGUAAAGAAUGUGGGAAAGCCUUCAGAUAUCAGUCAACCCUGACUCGACACCAAAUUGUUCAUACCGGGGCAAAGCCCUACAAAUGUCAGGAAUGUGGCAAAGCCUUCAAUAAUAGCUCAACUCUCAGUCGACACCAGGUAAUCCACACAGGAGAGAAACCCUACAAAUGUCAAGAGUGUGGCAAAGCUUUUUACUGUUCUUCAUUUUUGAUCCAGCAUAUGAAAAUUCAUUUUGAAGAGAUGCCCUAUAGAUGCAAAGAGUGUGGUAAACCCUUUAGGCUUUCCUCACAGCUGAUUCGACACCAGAGAAUCCAUACUGGAGAGGAACCUUAUCUAUGUAAAGAGUGUGGCAAAACCUUCAAAUACCACUCAAACCUGACUCGACACCAAAUACUUCAUACUGGAGCGAAACCCUACAAAUGUCAGGAAUGUGGCAAAGCCUUCAAUAAUAGCUCAACACUUACUCGACACCAGAUAAUCCACACAGGAGAGAAACCCUACAAAUGUCAAGAGUGUGGCAAAGCCUUUUACUGUUCCUCAUACUUGAUCCAGCAUAUGAAAAUUCAUUUCGAAGAGAUUCCCUAUAGAUGCAAAGAGUGUGGUAAACCCUUCAAAUGUUCUUCACAGCUUGUUCGACACCAGAGAAUUCACAGUGGAGAGAAACCCUACAUAUGUAAAGAAUGUGGCAAAGCCUUCAAUUGUACUUCGUACCUUACUAAGCAUCAGAGAAUUCAUACUGGAGAGAAACCCUACGUGUGUAAAGAGUGUGGCAAAGCCUUUAAUUGUUCUUCCUAUCUUUCUAAACACCAGAGAAUUCAUAUUGGUGACAGACUGUAUAAAUGCAGGGAAUGUGGCAAAGCCUACUACUUUUCUUCACAGCUUAACCGACAUCAGAGAAUCCAUACGGGAGAGAAACCCUACAUAUGUCAAGAGUGUGGCAAAGCCUUCAACUGUUCCUCAUAUCUCAAUAAGCAUCAGAGAGUCCAUGUUGUAGAAAAGCCCUAUGUGUGUAAGGAGUGUGGCAAGGCUUUUAACUGUGCUGCAUACCUUACUAAGCACCAGAGGAUUCAUACUGGAGAUAGAGUUUACAGAUGUAAAGAGUGUGGCAAAGCCUAUUACUUUUCCUUCCAGCUCAAUCGGCACCAGAGAAUCCAUACCCAAGAGAAAUCCUAUCGCUGUAAGGAGUGCGGCAAAGCCUUUAUUACUUCUUCCAGCCUGAAACGGCACCAGGAAGCUCAUGUUAGCGAAACCCAGCAGUGUAUAGAAUUUGGCGAAGCCUCAAUAGUAAGAAUUUGUCAGUAGGUGUUUCAUAAAGGGGAAACACCCCAUAUACACAGUUCAGGACUUGAAUAACUGCAGGGUCACUAGCUCACACCGAAAGGCUCAUACGUGAGGGAGACACUCCAAGUGAAGUGUGCCGAAACCUGUAACAGUUGUGUAGCAGCUACUCUGUACUAAACAGUCCACAGCGGAGAGCAGCUUACAGAUGCCAUAAUAUGGCCUGGCCUUGGGUCUCAGCAGAAAAUUCAUAUCGGAAAGAGCGCUGUCCUAUGUGUAGCCCUCAGAGGAGUCUAGUGCUGUCCUGGAAAUCCCCUCACUAAAUAAAAAUAUUAACAACGCUUUUUCUAAUACCUCAGGUCGAUUUUUAGAAGACAGCCCAUACCUCAAUAAAUCUUGUUGUACGUAAAGAGUUAGCACAGGAUAGAAAUCUUAUGAGUAUGUGGAAUGUGGCAAAAUUUUGGACUUCUGCUCACCAUUAUUCAACAGAGUGGAAAGAAAUACACCACAGGUGUCACAGUUAUUUGACCUCAUCUCCGAAAAGAUGGAGUUUGUCAUACAUCUAAAUCUACUGAAUAAUUUCACUGUUAAAAACUGUGCAAAGCUCGGCCGUGGGCCAUUUUAGCCUGCUUUCUGAGAAGUUUUUAACUUUUCUCCAUAGAGCAUAAAGUAGAUUUUGAAAAACUGUGUAUUAUGUACAAACUUUGAGUACACGCAUGGAGCACAUGGGUCUUGUCAUCUCUAAUACGUAUGCUUGGCAUCUUAUUUUGUCACUGAGAUUAGACCGCCUUAUUGGAGUAUUAUGUAACAAAUCUUAGUGGGUUUGUUGAGGAAUAGUGAAAGGCUGGUAAUCCCUGUUCUCAGUGUCCUUAUUCUUCAAACCUAUGUAUAGAUUUGAAGGUUCUCCUUUAAUCCAUUCUUUUUGCACUUACCCAGAGGGAUGUGUUCUAGCUUUCUGAAUUGUAAGUUAUUUAUAUUGUUUUUAUCAUACGGGUUUCAUUCACACAUCACCCCUUAGUUGUACAAAGGACACAGAAGUGUUGGUAUUCAUUGGUGUUGAUGGCAAUAUACAAAUCACAAUCUAAUGAUAAGCUUUAGGAGUAGUGCUACAGAAAUACCAUAUGCUUGUGGGCAGUAAUUAAGAAUAAAUGGAAAUUAUAAAGAAGUUAUAAAGUCUUGAAUGGCCAAUAGUGAGGCAGGAGCAAGGAUAGGCAGGGCUGGCAGGCAGAGAGAAUAAAUAGUGGGGAAUGAGAACAAGGAGAGAUGGACAUCAGUGGCCAGCCACCCAGCUACACAGCCACCCAGCUACACAGCCACCCAGCUACACAGCAAGCCACAGAGAAGAAGUAAAGAAAGGUAUACAAAAAUAGAGAAAGAUAAAAACCC
Molecule: messenger RNA, 3521 nt
Organism: Microtus oregoni (creeping vole)
Lineage: Eukaryota; Metazoa; Chordata; Mammalia; Rodentia; Cricetidae
Product: zinc finger protein 11
Exons: 3
Coding region: 18-2159 (713 amino acids)
Biological process (GO): negative regulation of transcription by RNA polymerase II
Cellular component (GO): nucleus
Molecular function (GO): RNA polymerase II transcription regulatory region sequence-specific DNA binding; DNA-binding transcription repressor activity, RNA polymerase II-specific
Source: RefSeq, a predicted model, not a curated record